CUCACGCUCAUGCUGAAGUAUUCCGUUUUGGAUCCCUUUCCGUUGACCUUCCACUGUAAACCUCACUUACUCUCUUGGGGUUCUGCAUAUCAGUCCCAUCGUUUCGUUUCGAGUUGCCCUCACCACCUCCUUCCCCGCUCCUAGUGUCGGUUUUGUCGUCUCGAACCUGAGGCUUGGUUGGAAUUCGUACAUCCUGACAUCGCAUAACACAGACAAGUGAAUUCGAGAGCGGAAAGUACUGCUUGGGAUGGAAGGCAGGCAUGAUUCGGGUCAGGGCGAAGGGCAGGAUGUGCCAAAGUACACCACCCAAGAGACGGAACCACUACUAGAACGACGGCCUUCAACAGCCUCGCGUGAUACCCAACAGUCUUCAAAACAGCUCACCACUCGUCACGCGUUUGCUAUACUAGUCUCCCUGCAAAUUGGGUCAGGUGUUUUUGCUUCGCCGGCCCAGGUCGAUAGUAACGUACCCUCACCAGGUGCUGCUCUUCUUGUGUGGGUUGUUGGAGGCGUUCUCUCCUGGGCAGGAGCUGCAUCAUUUGCAGAGCUGGGUGCUGCCCUACCUCUCAACGGAGGUAUGCAAGAAUAUUUGCGUCACGUGUUCGGCAAUACAGCCGCUUUCCUCAUGGCCUGGGUGUAUAUCAUGGCGGUCAAGCCAGCUUCCUUGGCCAUCCAAAGUAUUGUUAUAGCAGAGUCGAUCGGUUCUGUAAGCUCUGGUGAGCCUUUGGCUGGUUGGUUUUUAAAGCUGAUCGCAAUCGUGGCCCUUAUCUCACUAAUCUUGCUCAACUCAAUAAACACCAGGUUCACGCUGCGACUGAGUGAGACGUUCACUUUAUUUAAGAUUUCCACUGUAGGCCUGGUUUUUCUUGGCGGAUUGGUCGCAGUUAUUUCUCACUUGAUCAAUCCUGAUUCUUCCCUUUCUGGGGCUCAGGAUUGGUACUCGAAAAAUUGGUUCCAGACCCGACCAACAUUCUCAGAUGGACACACCGUUGACUGGACAUCUAUGAACUCGUGGGAUCGUUACGGUCAUUACUGCGCGGCUAUCUACGGAGGACUAUGGGCAUACGACGGCUGGGACAGCGCCAAUAUCGUAGCCAGUGAGAUACGCGAUCCUGGUCACUCUCUUCCAAAAGCCAUCAAAGCUGCUAUGGUCGUUGUCCUAAGCUCUUACGAGCUGGUCAAUGUUGCUUACUACGUGCUUCUGCCGUGGGACAAAUUGAGUGCCAACAAUGCUGUCGCUGUAGCAGCCGCAAGCUCGCUAUUAGGGCGACCUGCAGGCAUAGUUGUAACACUUCUCGUUGCCAUUUCAUGUGCUGGCUCUAUCACAAGCAAUGUCUUCUCCGUAGGGAGAUUGACAAUCGCCGCAUCCCAGCGGCAUUAUCUUCCCGCCUUCUUCAGCAAACGAGGACUUCCAAAGUUUCGACGAGGAGGAGAAGAUGUAACUUCCAAUCCAACGUUCGACGCUCCAAUGCAUUGUGCUAAUAUAAGCCACAGCUACGCGAACAUGUUAGCCCUCGUCAUCACCCUUGUCUACAUCCUGACUGGUAGUUUCCGAGCCCUCUUGACCUUUGUUGGUAUGGCUGAAUGGGUCUUCUACGUGAGCACCGUCGUUGGAUUGCUCGUCCUUCGCCGACGCGAGCCGCAACUGGAACGACCAUACCGUCCCAUCAUCGUUCUCCCUAUAACUUUCGUCAUUGUAGGCACGUUAGUCAUCAUACGCUCUGCCAUCUUCGCACCAGUUCAGAGUGGAGUACUUGCAAGUCUGUUAGUCGUUGGUGCUGUUAUUAGUAAACUUCGUGAGAGAUGA
This is a messenger RNA of Dothidotthia symphoricarpi CBS 119687, 1807 nucleotides long. RefSeq names its product amino acid transporter. The record is from RefSeq and is a predicted model, not a curated record. Gene Ontology annotation, molecular function: L-amino acid transmembrane transporter activity. Gene Ontology annotation, cellular component: membrane. The coding region runs from base 248 to 1807 and encodes 519 amino acids. Gene Ontology annotation, biological process: amino acid transmembrane transport. The transcript has 3 exons. NCBI's taxonomy places the organism in Eukaryota, Fungi, Ascomycota, Dothideomycetes, Pleosporales, Dothidotthiaceae.